AUGGUAUGGGUUGAGACAAUUAGAAAAAGUGCGGGGAAUACCAUAGUUAAAGUUGAGAAGCAAUGGCAUUCUGCUGGAUUGCCUGUUUGUGGAAGAGAAAACGCUGUAAAAAAAUUGAUUGAAUUACAUUUUAAGUGGAAAGGUUUACAGAAAAAUAAAAGCAAGAAAAAUUCACCAGCUCAGAUGAAAAAUCAGUCUCUUUUUCAAACAAAGUUGGCUGAACUCUUUGAUAUUACGGAUCAGAAAAGUCUUCAAUCAAUAAAUUACGAUAAAAAGAUUUUUUUAGAAGGGCAAAAAUCUUCGAAUCGAAGAGGAAUUAUAAAUUUAAGUUCACAACCAGACACUGAAGCAGAUGUGAUGAUAGCCGAUGAAAUAAAUCAGCCAGUGAAAGAUAAACAGAUCUCAAUAAUUAAACAAGAAUCUGAUCUAAUAACAUCCCAGUCAUCAGCGAGCUUGACUUCAAAAUCAGUCUCCGAUUUUGAAAAUGAAUUAACACCGCCUAUUGUUCCUAAAAUUAACGUGAUGACACCAGAAUUAGUUGCUGCAUUAAGUCGAUCGAAUGUUUCUUGUAGAAAUGCCAUGUACAUUAUUUCUACGACUCUGCAACGCGUUGGAGUUGACUUAACUAGUGUAAACAUC
Molecule: messenger RNA, 639 nt
Organism: Cotesia congregata
Lineage: Eukaryota; Metazoa; Arthropoda; Insecta; Hymenoptera; Braconidae
Source: the annotation of a GenBank genome assembly